AUGGCCACCGAAAAGAAGGAGAAGCUGGAGCCUCAGAUCAAGUCCGUCGAUAUGACGGAGGAGAUGCAGCAAGAGGCUGUUGAAGUUGCCACUGAGGCGAUGGAGAAAUAUCACAUCGAGAAGGACAUUGCCCAGUACAUCAAGAGAGAAUUUGAUUCGCGCAAGGGAGCGACAUGGCAUUGCGUUGUAGGAAGAAACUUUGGCAGCUUCGUUACACAUGAAACGAAGCACUUCAUCUACUUCUACCUCGGCCACUGCGCCAUCCUCCUCUUCAAGACGCAAUAG
Messenger RNA from Aspergillus fischeri NRRL 181, 285 nucleotides. Its product is annotated as dynein light chain DYN2. Bases 1 to 285 code for a protein of 94 amino acids. NCBI's taxonomy places the organism in Eukaryota, Fungi, Ascomycota, Eurotiomycetes, Eurotiales, Aspergillaceae. Gene Ontology annotation, molecular function: dynein light intermediate chain binding; dynein intermediate chain binding. The transcript is spliced from 7 exons. The record is from RefSeq and is a predicted model, not a curated record. Gene Ontology annotation, cellular component: cytoplasmic dynein complex. Gene Ontology annotation, biological process: cilium assembly; microtubule-based process.